This is a messenger RNA of Dimorphilus gyrociliatus, 8323 nucleotides long. Lineage: Eukaryota; Metazoa; Annelida; Polychaeta; Dinophilidae. The record is from the annotation of a GenBank genome assembly.
GAUGUCACCAGCUAGUUCAACUGGGAGUAUGAGCGACGAAUCGAGAUCUGGCAGUGCUGAUCGUACAAACUCGCCAUCAUCAUCCACUACUAGUCGAAAUAGACCAACUAGACCGAAUUUGGGAAUACUAAUUAAAGGAUUACCAAUUCGAUCUACUGAUACGUCCCUCCGAGAUGGACUUUAUCAUGAAUAUAAAAAAUAUGGAAAAGUAACAUCAGUUAACGUUGAAGGUCAGGGUGAUGGUCGCUAUGCUAUCGUCUCGUUUAAAAAACCUGAGGAAGCUUCGUCAGCUUUAGAAAGCUCUCAAAAAAAGAAAUUUUUUGGCUCAAAAAUACGUGUCACCUCGCAUGAGGGAUUCGAAAUGGAAGAUUCCGAAUUCCGACCACCAGAAGCUGAAUUGGAUGAAUAUCAUCCUAAGGCAACAAGAACUUUAUUUGUUGGCAAUUUAGAAAAGGAUAUAACUAACCCAGUGUUAAGAGAUGUAUUUUCCCAGUUUGGCCAAAUUCUCGAUAUAGAUAUUAAAAAGCAGCAAGGUUCAAAUGCAUAUGCAUUUGUUCAAUAUACGGAUAUUAUAUCAGUCGUAAAGGCUUUGAAGAAAAUGGAUGCAGAAUAUAUAGGAGAGAGCAAGGUUAAAUUAGGUUUCGGUAAAUCUAUGCCAACAACAGUGGUUUGGUUAGAUGGCUUAGAUGAUACUGUUACUGAUUCGCUUUUAAAGCGAACAGUUCUGCGAUAUGGCAGUCUAUCGAAAUUGUUGAUAGAUAGGAGUUGUGGACGAUCGUUAGUUUAUUACGACAGUGUCGAUUGUGCGCAGUACUGUGUGAGCGAUUUGCGCGGGCGGGUUAUAGGCAGCUGUAAACUGCAGAUCGACUUUGCUAGCAGGGAUUGUAUUGGUGACUUUAAAGAUAAGCUACCGCCAAAUCAGAAUGGAUAUGUUUAUGAAGAAGCGACUAAUUUACCGCCACCACCACCUCCUCCUUCAACAACUCGAACACCUUCCUCCCGUCCGUAUGACUGUAAGUAUCAUCCUGCAAACUUUAGUAGAAGUUCGAGGGAAAAUGUCUCAGCAUCAUCUUCCACCUCUGCAUCUUCAGCAACUUCUUCUAGUGGUACUUCUACAAAACGUAACCAUGAACAAGGAUAUAGGUCAAAUUCUGGUUCUAGGACAUUAACUUCAACUAGGCCUAGAACUGGAGAUUCAUUCGAGGAUGAAUUGAGGAGUUAUGACAGAAUGAAGAGAGAACAUUCAUCCCCAAGCCCACCGCCUUCUAAGUCUAAAACUAAUAGUAAUGUACCAUAUAGCCCCGGAAGUAGUUCGGAGCGUUCAGUGGAAGUAGGUGGUGUGUCAGCAGAUUAUCGAAGAACUUCUAGUCAAGAACGAUCCGACACGGAACGCGCUGGUAGUGGAUCCGAAGAUGGAGGAAGGUGGAAACGUGAUUAUACGGAUUCGUUGCACGAAGCCAAACGCAGAAUAUCGACAUCGUCCAUUCCUCAUCCGUCUCCCAAACCGAAUAGCGAUGACGAGGAAGCCAAAGCUAAAAAACCUCGUUUAGAAGAAACUAAUGAUAGUAGCUGUAUAGGAGAGCGACCAGGAAAAUUUUCCGAGCCAAAAAUAGAGGCUAAAAAAUUUGGUAAUCCUCAGGAGCCACGAAUAACUUCUAGAAAAACAGCCAAAGAUGGUGUUUUGACUUUACCUCUACCUAAAUUUUCUUACGAGUUCUACAAAUCGAAGCAAAAGGCGUCUUCAAGGGCGUCUACACCACCUCCACAUGGAGAUGAAACUCGGUGCUCAACUCCUGGUUCGGCACCCGGAUCAGCAACUUCAAUUAAGGAGAGUUUUUCCUCAAAGUUGGAUAAUCGUGUUAGUGACAAAGAUGAUAGUGGUAAUGAAGAUCCAACAACCGACGCAAUUGAUGAGCGUAUAAGAGCUUUGGAUGAAAAGAUGCGAAAAACAGAACAUCAGAGGAAAUAUACACAAUUACCUCCUCCUCCUCCAAGAACAGAAGUUUCCACUCCAACAACCCCAACAGUGGAUUACAGUAAAUUUCGUCUGAAGAAGAAAACCGAGUCGAUAAGCUCUAUUAGUACACCUACUUCAGCAGAGCCAAUUUUGACACCGACAUCAGACAUUUGCUCGUCUGGUUUAUUACGUAGGACUUCAUCAAUAUUUGAUCAAGAUACUGCUAGAUUAUCGAACAUUCAUGAGAAAUAUCAGCCGAAAGAUCCUCCUGUGUUUGAUGAAAAGAAAGGGGGAACAGAAUCGGCAGUAAAAGUUCAUUUAAACUGUGAAGAGCCUCCACGGCAAGCCCCGAGUUGUGGAGGCUCGGUCCUCUCGGGGCCGUCGUCGUUAAUAGAUCGUAAACGGAGAGCUGAGGAUUCAUUAGAGCUAAUGGAUCCUGUGAAGAAAUCGGCGAAAUUGAGUCCUAUAAGAUCGGAUAGUGUUUCGUCGACUUCAUCCGUUCUGCAUACGCCAACGACUCCGACAACUAUGCCGAAAUCUAUUCUGUCGAAGCCUAAAGAUUCUCUUCCUUGCCCUGCAUUACAAUCGCCCUCUUCAGUAUGUCCUGCAACGUCAGCAACUGCAUGCUCUCUCGCUAUGACUUCGACUUCGACCUCGACUUCAGCUAUAGCUUCUUCAAUUUCUACUUCUAUUUCUACUAUUUCUUCUUCUACUUCGACUUUUAUUCCAACUACAAAUGCAUCUCUUUCAUCUUGUUCCUCAGUUAUAUCUUCUACUUCAACAACUACGUUGCAUUCAACUCCUCCUUCAACUCAAUUAUCCGCCCAAGUAUCUACGGUCGCGACUGUUUCUUCAAAUCAUUCAUUGAAGAAGGAAUCCAAAUCGCAGAUCCAUAAAUCUACAAAUUCGAAAGAAAAUAAGCCAAGACACUCGGAGAAUUCUAAACCAAAAUCGAGCCAUCAGCAUUCUUCCAACAAGAGUUCGAAACAUUUAAAGCACCACAGUGACAAACAUAAGACUGGAUCCUCUCAUAGUAAAAAAUCGCGAGAUCAUAGUUCUUCGACAACUGGUAAAACUCCGAGCAAAGCAUCUUCCUCGUCCUCUACUUUAAAAAAUGACAAAAUCGAAAAAGAGAGGGAAAAAGAUAAGGACAAAGAAAAGGACAAAGAAAAGGACAAAGACAAAGAAAAAGACAAAGAAAAGGACAAAGAAAAGGAGAAAGAAAAAGAAAGAGAGAGGGAUAAGGAGAAAGAAAAAGAUAAGGAUAAGGAAAAAGAAAAGGACAAAGAUAAAGAAAAAGAGAAGGAGAAGGAAAGAGAAAAGGAACGGGAGAAAGAUAGAGAUAAAGACAGAGAUCGGGACAGAGAAAGGGAUAAAGAACGAGAAAAAGACAGAGAUAGGGACAAGGAUAAAGAGAAAAGAUCCAAGUCGAAAACUGUUGUUAGUAAUAACAAUAAUAGUACAAAUAAUAACAACAGUAGCCAAAAUCAAAUUGCUAAAAAUAAGGAGAAAACACACUCUAAUAAACCAACUGUUAAUAAUAACUCAAAUUCUUCCCUCCACCAUCAUCACCAUCAUCAUAAGCAGCAACACUCUUCAAGGGAGAAAUCUAAGAGCAACUCGGAAAAUAAGAACAAAUUGUAUAAAGACAAAAUAAGUUCGUCAUCAUCCUCAAAUAAGUUAAAAUCUGAAAAACGAGAUAAGAUGAAGUCCAGCCAUAGAAGCAGUAAACAUUCCUCAAAGUCCAAAUCAUCUUCAAAUGAUCAAGUUUUCAAGGAACACAGAUCGGAUAAAAAGAAGCUGGACAAACAAAAAGGAAAAUUGAGAAAAACGGUGGAAGGACAAUUAGUGGAUAAUUUUGAUUUUAUUGAAUAUACGUCUAUGUACGAUCGUAUUAAACAAAGAGCAUGUCGAGCAGAGCAAGAAAGGAAACAAACUAUUCAGGACUAUCGAAGAAAUGAGAUCUACACAGACGACGCUACUUCUGAUAGUGAUAAAGAACCAUCGAUGAUGAAAAUGAGUAAGCCAAAGAAAAAGCAGAGAAAAAAGCGAUCUUCUGGCGGAACUGGAGGUUUAACCGAUUCAGAAUCAGAUACAGACUUCCCCCCCAACUCCUUAAGGAAGAUGAAUAGGAAAUCUAAUAAAAUAAAGAGUCUAGAAGGGAGUGAAGAAGAGAAUUUUGUGCGACAACCACCAAAAACAAAAGCUGGCAAGAAAGCCAUGCCUGAGUCAUUUUUUAAUGCUGAAGCUGAUCAUAAGGAUAAUGCUAAAUCUCAUUCGUCUCCGGCCGCUAAAAAGAUACAACCCGUUUCUAGCAAAAGGGUAUCAAGAACACGAGUGUCAUCAUCUUCCUCUGACUCCUCGUCUUCAUCGUCUUCCUCCGAGAGUACUAGUUCGUCUAGUUCUUCAAGUGACAGCUCACUUGGCCCCUCAAAAUCGUCAGAUAAAAAACCGCGUGGCCAUGAUAUAUUUACGAGUAGUGAUAGUGAUGGGGAGAUCGCUGCCAGAGAUGUGAAUACACCCUUGAAGAAGUCAUCUCGAAAAGCCUCUCCGUCGAAUUGUCUUAAGCCAUCAAGUCAAAUUCCUUCAGUUCCAGCAAAAACUUCUCACAAGACAAUAAAUAAUAAACUAUUGCCUCUAGAAAAAAUUCGACCAGAAAAUUCAAAUGGUAAUAAUUCGAUUAAGACACCAAAAAUUGAUAUGAAUCUCUUGAAUAAAGUUGUCUCGAAGUUGGAAAAGAAGUCGAAACCUGAAGAUUUGGUUGAAGAUGAAGAAUUAAGGAGACUCAGAAAAGAGGAGGAAGAAAUUGAAAAGUGGAGUCUCACGAUUGAGAGUGACAAACCAAAGAAUACCCCAGAGUCUUUAUUUAAACAGAAAGCACAAGAAGCUGAACAAAAACGUCAAGAAGAAGAAGCUCAAAGAAGAAAGAAAAGACAAGAAGAAGAUAAGUUAAGAGCUGAGGAGAGGAGAAAAAGAGAAGAAGAAGAAGAAGAGGCUAGAAAGGUUCAGGAGGAAAUGGAAAAAAAGCUGAAGGAAAGUCAGGAGAAGAAAGAAAAGGAGUUGGCAGAGAAGAAAGCGAGAGAGGAAGCUGAACGAAAACGUCAAAUAGAAAUUGAAAUGCAAGCAGCUUUGGAUAGUAUAACCCGUACCAAUCCACCCGAACCUGAUCACCUGAGUAGUGAUCGCACCCCAUCUCCUAUAUACAACAGUUUUCCACCUGACGAACCCCUUCCUGAAGAGGGAGGAGUAAAUGACUUGAACCGCACCGAAGCCGAAAUAGCAGUACAGAUUCUAUUGGAUAAGGAAGUUGCAGAGGAAGUAAAACCAGAGGAAGCAGCAUCGCCACCUCCGUCAAUACCACCACCGCCAGCACCAGCACCACAACCACUCGUUAAUUCGAAGGAAAGAGUGCCUGAGAAAAUAUGCGAACCAGAGCAGGAAGCUCCGUCUAUUGAGCCAACAACGACACUGGAUUCUCCUAUUGCUCCUGUUUCAGAAGAAAUUGAGAAUGUUAAAGUAGUUGCAGCAGAAGUUGAAAAUAGUCCGAAAGCCAUUGUUAAAGGCCCUGAGAUACCAAAAGAAGAAAAGAUUGAUAAACCGCCUGAAUGUCCGAUUGAAAAUGUGAAGGAAGAAAAGAAAGUUGUUGAGGAACCAGAUAUUAUUUCACCAACUAUUUCUCAGACGGUGCAACCGAAAUGUAAGGUCGAGGAAGGGAUUACCCCUCCAACUCUGAAAACAGAUUUAAAUCCUCUUUUGCAUAGUCCAACACGACAACCGGAAAACACGUUGCCACCUCUUGGACCAGCGGUUGUUCACUCAUCAACGAGUACUCCUAAUCAAUCUAGUAUAACAAGACCAACAGUCAAUCAAGUACUGCCUCCGCUACCUCCUUUUACAGAAUGCCUGACAGGACAUCCUAUUCAAUCACCGAGUGGUUUGGGAUUACGAAUGGCCAAUCCAUAUGAAAUGCAUUCAUCAAUGGGGGAAGCGCCUGCACUCGUUAGUGCUGGGUUACACAGCUACCAAUCGCCCAUUUCCGCAUCUAGAAAAUACAGUCAUUUGUCAGCCGAAGAACAAAAAGUUCUUCUCAAAAUAUUACCGAUUGAACCAAUGGAGGUGUCUCAGCAAUCCGAGCCGGUAAUAGCCCCUCCAUCGUUGCCAUCAUCACUUCAACCAAUCGAUACGCCAGAAUCUAAGCCACAGGAACCAGAAAAGCUUAUAGACGAAAAGACUAUCAAAAAGGAGCCAGAACCAGAACCACAAGAGAAAGAUAUUGAGCCUGAACCAGAAAUUGAGGAUGACUCGGAAAGUGAACGCUUAGUGAUCGCUGAAUCUAAAAAUGACACUCACAGUAAUUCUAGUAAUUCUCCCGUAUGCAAAAUCCAUGAAGCACCUAAGACACCUAGCAACCGUGGAGGAAAGGUUUCUUCAAGGGGUAGAACCUUAAUACCAAAUCAAAAAGCCAAAGACUAUGAUGAUGUUAUAGGAAAUAAUCGUAAACCUGAGAUAGAGGAAGAAAAGAUAGCAGAAGAUAAAAAGACUAUUCGCGGAAGAGGAAGAGGUACUGGAAGAUUAAGGAGACCAUCAAAAGUGCAGUGUGAAGAACCAUUGACCACGAAAAACCUUCGAAGAUCAACCAGAUCUACAACAAACCAGGAGCUUCCUGAUCGCAGAAUCACUAGGCAAGUUGCUUUGUCUGGUCGAACAUCAGAGUCAGAAGCAAGUGGACGAAGAAGAAAAGUUUCUAAUCAAUUGACUCCAACUACUCCAUUAACUCCUCAAAAGACAAUCAUCAAAGAUGAGAAAGACGCUUUUGCAUUCACCGAAGAUGAUGACGAUUCAGUUAGUGAUUUCCAAAGACCAAUAAGAAAAAGAAAACCUCCCUCAAUUUCAAAAGAAAUUGCUCCGAGUGAAAAGAAACCACCUCUUCCAAUAGAAGAAACAGUUGAUGAGAAACCAAUAAUUACGUCUCAACCUGUUGUAUCAACAUCAACAGCACCAAUAACAACGGCGACAUUGGUAACACCGUCUUCGGGUUCGACGAAAUCACACCAUAUGCCUUUAAAAAUGGCUUGGAAGAAUAAAGAAAUAAUGGAGCAAAUACAAAAUGAAUUUAGACUUAAUGUUGAGGAUCCUAAAUCAAGUAAAAAUAAUGAGGAGAAGGAAAAAAUUGUGGAAAAAGAUUCUGAUGAGCAAACAUCAAACAAACAGGUUAAUGAUGAGCAAAGAGUAAAGUUGGAAGGGGUCUUGCAACAAGCUGGUCACCCACAAAGGGCGGGAGAUAUUAAAACUAGUCCUCCUCCAUUAAAAUCUGUAAGUUUGAAUUGUGAAAAGUAUUCAGAAUUUUAUUCGAAUUAUCUGUUCUCUAAGGUAAUACCGUCUGGGCAACAAAUGAUUGAGAAAGUACCAAAUCCCCAUUUAUCACCUCGACAUCAUACCCCACCAGUUGCCUCUUUACCGGAUAUUCCAUCCGGUUCUAGAGCAGAACCGCCUCAUGCUAAUAGACCAGAUUCGGCUCAUCCACCACCUUCUCACUUUCCACAAUUUCCUCCUCAUACCACAACCUCCACAUCUUCAACGAGCGAACUACGACAAGCUUUAGCUCAGCCCCCUAUAUUACACCCACCGCCGGCUCAUACUCGUCCACAUAGUCCGUUGUCGGAGAGACAUUUAACAUCACUUCAAGGCUAUUCAGAAUUGUUGUACGGACAAGCUCUUUAUCCAGGAGGCGUUAGACAACAAGUUAUUUAUCCUCCGGAAUAUUUAGCAGCUGCUGCAGCACAUCGUGCAUUAUUACCAGCACAAAGUUCACCACAUCGCGCUCAAACGCCUGGCAGUGCAGCCCAAUCGCCUAGAAGCCAAGUGUAUAGGGAUCCAAUCGUCUGGCAAGGCGAGGUUGAACUGAAGAGCGAACGUUCUCUAGUCAAUAUGCUUCUAGUGGGAGGUUCGAAACGCCUAGCGGAAUUAGCUCUACCCCAAGCAGUGUCUGAAGGCUGUUGUCCCAUCCUCCGGGUUGUUCAGAGGAUGAGAUUGGCUAAGGAGCAGCUUGAUGGCGUCACUAGGCGAAUGACUGAUCUCAACAGUUAUGCUCUAUUAAUUGCUACCGCUCAGGGAAUAUCUGUGCCGGAGAAGAAUAGAAAUGAACGGGUUCUCUCUGCUUCUUUCAUUCAAUAUCUUUUGCAAAAGACGGCUGCCGGAAUUGUAAAUGUUCCUGGUCCAGAUCCUCUUUCACCACAUGCUGCAUACGUCGUGCAUAUAUUUCCUCCUUGUGAAUUCGCUAAACUCAUCCUACUCAAGCUUGCGCCUAACUUUGCUCCAUCUAUCAACGAUACGCCGCAUCUGCUCGUCAUCAUCACUACCACCUGA